UCCUGGUGUUGGACUGUCCGAGUGCAUAUCCCGCUGUGGGCCUGCCAGAAGCGGACCGUGUGGUCGUACCCAGCUGUAGCCAAAAUGACCGGGUCGCUGCCCACGGUUCCCUGAUUCACGUUCAUGCUUGACUGCUCACUGCCAGCCCUUAAUGUUCAGCACUACGUUGACGACCUAUCCAGCGGCACCUCAUUGUGAUGACUGCACAUCACUGCAACCGGAGCCUGAACACCACUCCACCCCAUUCCUCAUACUGUCAUAUCUGGGGCUUCCUGUGUUUUUUUUUUUUUCUAUGUAGGCCAAGAUGAAGGGAGAACAAGAGGAAAGAAGAUGCACUGAACACACUAAUGAAGACAAUUUCUGGUACACUAUCCCAUAGGGCGGCCAUGCUUUUCAUAAUCAGUUGGUGAGCUGUGAUUCUCGGCAGUGCAUGACACAUCUGGAUGCAGGCGGUUGGCUUAAGAGGAGGUGUGUGUGACUGCAUGAGAGAGUGAGAUGGUGUGUGAAAGAGAGUGAGCGUGUGCGCUCAGACUCCUCACUCCUGACUCCGCGCUCCGUCCCUGCACACACAAACGGAAGAUGGACUCUGAAGACCAUCCCUUUGGUCCCGUUCCCAUGCGCAAGUGACUCUAAGGUGCCUUGGCUGUGUCAUGUAGUCACAAAAUGGCAGACAGUGAGAACAUGGAACAUGGCUGUGAGAAGGAAUCACGAGGAGGUGACACCCACCACCCAGAUGUUCUCACUAACUCCCUCGGAACAAAGCGGCACCUCCCUCGAGGGAUUGUUAUCCAGCUGACGGGAACCGAGGGAGAAUGGAGCAGCCUGGAUGAGAGCGAGCUCAUCUUCUCGCUUGACCGUGAUGAGGACUACCCCUCGGUGUCUCAGUCAAGUCAGAAGCAGCUCUCCAGGGAUUACGACAGAGGGUCCCAAGCGUUCCACGUCCCGCUUUCACCCUCGUCUCCCGGUUCUCUCGGGAAUUGCGCCACUACUGGUCCCAGCUUCCUUUCUCCAGGUCCCUCCUCGCCUACUCAUCGACCCUUAGCCAGUCUGGUGAAGUCGCUCUCCACAGAGCUGGAGCUGAGAGAAGGUUCCACCCUUAGACCGAAACCCCUUCUCAGCCUUGUGAAAUCCAUCUCGACUGAACUCUCACGAUCUGAGCCUGAGGUGUCGCAGUCAAAAUCGGACUCCCGCCUCAACCUCCACCUAUUGAAGCAGCUCACACAACCCAAGACUCGAAGCGCCGGGGACUCUCGGACAGCGCCCCCAUCUCCCAGCACGCUCUCACCGAGCGGCGAGGGUCUGAAAGGCGGCUUCUUCAAAAUGGAACUAGAAGACACCAAGAGGAAACUCUCUGAAGCAGUCCAUGAGCCCCUGAGCAGCAUGUUCAACAAGAUCAUGAGAGAAGACAGCAUGGGCAGUCCCAAACACCAGUCCAGGACUACCCAGGUCAUCUCCAGAGGUUUGGGCCGGGAAAGUAGCACAGACACGGGUGUCUCAGAGUCUCCUGUGAGGAGCAGUGGCAGAACAGAGGGUGACGUUUUUGACUGGCCUUCGGUUAGAUACCCUGGGAGAACCCUCCGCAGCCCGUGCCCAGUCCAUCAUUGCAAACAUAUCAGGGAUGAAGAGCAAGGAUUGUAUUCAGAUGGAGACAUACUACAGGUUUUUCCCGUUGAUACUUCCCAACAGGGACUGCCUGGGGUUGCGCCACCACCACUUAGGACCUAUCCACUUCACCCACCCAAUCCUCCACCAUGCAUGAGUUUAUUCUGUGUGGCGACACUAUUCUAUGGCUAUUUUACUCUACCUCUGAAUCCAUACUUCUCUGGUAUGGCUUUGGGGUUAGCGUUGGGAUUUUUACUAGGACUCUUACUCAUUCGAUUGGGCUCUUCCAGGUCCAGACCAGCACCGACUCUUCUUGGGGAGGGGAUUCUGAGAGAUACCUCCACUGAGCCUGAGAUCGCCAAGGGAUGGAUGAAUGAGAGUCAGGAUUAUGACCAAGAAGCCGCCCAUGCAGCGCAGACUCACUCUGUGUUUGCCACACUGGAGGGACCCUGCCUCCGACUUGACACCCCCCAGUCGAACAUCAGUCGCAGGGCCACGUAUGACGAGAAAGUCCACGAGUCCACUUUCAUCAAGACACGCUCCUACCAGCUGGAAAAGAGCAAAGUGUUCUUGCUGCCAUCUGUGUUGGCUCGGAAACGAGUAUGGAACCCCAAAUAUCCCAUCUGCAUCCAGCUGGCCAGCAGCUCUCAGAAGGAUGCUGGACCAACAUUGGAUGGGAAUCAGGAAGAGGAGGAGGAGCAGCCAGGAGCUGAACCCAGAUGUUCAAGUUCAUCUGAACCCACCGGUGACCCGUGUACAACUCUUUACCUCUUUGGACGCACGGGAAGGGAGAAGGAGGAGUGGUUUCGCCAUUUCCUGCUCGCAUCCAUGAACACAGAGCUCAGAAAAGACCACAACAAACCAAAGCCUGGCAGAUGUGUGCCUCGAUCGGGUGACCCAGUACUGUCGCAGAGCAUCAGCGGCCAUGGUGACUUCCAAAGCAGCAGGGACUCCACCAGCAGAAUGGGCAGCAGUGAAGAAGAUGCCCCCUCCACACCCCCGGUCUCCUCCGCCCCUGCAGCUCCUGUCACUCAGACCUCCAGCAGCACCACCAGGGGCCUUUCACUUCUCGACUACCCAGGCUAUAUGUCUCGUCUUCUGGCUACGGUAGACUUGCCUCUGCUCUCGAGUCCUGGUCUUGGCAGCACAGAAACAAGCCCCAAGCUCAAAGGAAAUUGUACCUGUGAUUUGGCCGAAUACUGUGGGAGGAAUUCGACCGCCUGGGUGAACGCUCUGAUUGGUCGCAUCUUUUGGGACUUCUUGAGAGAGAAGCACUGGGCCGACGUGGUUUCCUGCAAGAUCCAGAAGAAGCUCAGCAAAAUCAGACUGCCUUACUUUAUGAAUGAACUGGCCCUGACUGAGCUGGACAUGGGCUGUUCGAUGCCGCAAAUCACAUCUACCUCUCGGCCAGAGGUUAACCACAGGGGUUUGUGGGUAGAACUACAACUGGCCUACAACGGUACCUUGCAGAUGACCCUGCAGACCAAAUUUAACUUGUCCAAACUGGGCAAAGACGGCAGCCAGGACACGGACUGGUUGACUGAAACCCGAAGCACACGCUGCAGACCUUUCCUAAGUGUGCUGGCAGACAGUGAUGAGGAGUCUUCCAGCGCCGGUUCAUCUGACGAGGAAGAGCUGCUCCUCUCUGAGCCUCAGGGUCCUGCUGGGGAAAAGGUUCCUACAUCGGGAACAGAAGGAGCAGGGGGUGGAAAGACUGGAAGGAAGAUUUUGAGAUUUGUGGACAAAAUCGCCAAAUCCAAAUACUUUCAGAAGGCGGCAGAGAACGAGUUCAUCAAGAAGAAGUUUGAGGAGAUGUCAAACACUCCCUUGCUGCUCACAGUGGAAGUUCAAGAGCUGUCAGGCUCUCUGGUUGUCAACAUCCCACCGCCCCCUACGGAUAGAAUAUGGUACAGCUUCUGCACUCCACCCAAACUGGAUCUCCAUGUCCGACCCAAACUAGGUGAGAGGGAAGUGACUUUAUGUCAUGUGACUGAUUGGAUUGAAAGGAAACUACAGGAUGAGUUUCAGAAAGUAUUUGUCCUGCCAAACAUGGAUGACAUCUACUUACCCAUGAUGCACUCGGGUGUGGACAGCCCCUGUGCAUCCCCACAGAGCCCGACUGAGUCUGUGGAGCACCGCUAUGUUUAAAUAAGCACUGAUAGGAAGCAAUAGUCGGAUCAACUCCACAUAACCGUAGUUAAGUGGUCUCUUUGAGGAAAUGCACUUGAGUUAUGUGACCAGGAUGAACUUUAUAUGGUAAGUCAUAUGUCAUUUUUAAAAUAAUUAUAAUUUAUUCAUAAUGUAUUAUUAUUAUUAUGUAUCAGUAUACUCGUUUUUUGCACGUUUACAUGAAUUUGCUGCUUUAUA
This is a messenger RNA of Doryrhamphus excisus (bluestripe pipefish), 3969 nucleotides long. The record is from RefSeq and is a predicted model, not a curated record. Lineage: Eukaryota; Metazoa; Chordata; Actinopteri; Syngnathiformes; Syngnathidae.